Molecule: messenger RNA, 1503 nt
Organism: Drosophila rhopaloa
Lineage: Eukaryota; Metazoa; Arthropoda; Insecta; Diptera; Drosophilidae
Product: glutamate transporter polyphemus-like
Exons: 6
Coding region: 100-1386 (428 amino acids)
Biological process (GO): amino acid transmembrane transport
Cellular component (GO): vacuolar membrane
Molecular function (GO): amino acid transmembrane transporter activity
Source: RefSeq, a predicted model, not a curated record
GUUUCUUUUUACUCACCAACCUUUUUUAAAAAAUUGUAUACAUUUUUAAAUGAUUAUUAAAGUGGUUUGUAUAAAUUAACGGUAUUCUUCUCACUUAAAAUGACGGAUAGUUCAUACGAUCCCUACCAAAAUCGCAAUGUGGAGAAACCAAUCUCAAACUUUGGAGCCUUUAUAUCCCUGAUAAAAUGUGUCAUUGGGACUGGUAUUUUGGCGCUGCCCCUUGCAUUUAAAUUUUCGGGCACGCUUCUUGGCAUCCCUCUUCUGAUUCUUACGGCCAUUCUGCUCAUCCAUGGAAUACAACUGAUAGUGAUUUGCAUGGUGGAGUGCUCCCGUCGAAUGCAGAUCGGCUAUGCCACCUAUCCGGACGCGAUGGUUUACUCCUUUUCCCAGGGCCCCAAGUGCUUCAGGUACUUUUCCAAGGCCGCGGGUUACUUGGCGGAUGUGGUGCUAUGCCUUUCGCAUUACGGAAUCUGCGUCGUAUACCUAGUGUUUGUAUCCAGCAACAUAAAGUCAGUGAUGGAUCACUAUGCAUUUGAGGCGGACAUACGCUAUUAUAUUGGCAUUUUUGGACUACUAAGCUUACCCUUUUUCUGCAUCCUCCACCUGAAGUAUCUUAUACCCCUCAACUUCUUGGCCAAUAUUUUGCUAUACAUUGCAUUUGGUAUGAUUUUUCACUAUAUUUUUCAGGAUUUGCCGUCUUUUACUGAUCGUCCAUUCGUGGGCGACCCCAUGAAGCUUCCCCUAUUCUUCGGAAUCGUCCUCUUCUCCGUAUCUUCGGUGGGCGUGAUGCUGGCCGUCGAGUCCAAGAUGGCCAAGCCGCAAAAGUUCAUCGGGUGGUUUGGCAUACUCGACUUAGCCGCCUUGUUGGUCGUUGUCUCUUACGUCUUGUUUGGAGUAUUUGGUUAUUGGCACUACGGAGAUGAAGUGGCAGCAUCCUUAACACUCAACCUGCCGGACGAACCGUUGGCUCAUGCAAUCCAGGUAAUUAUUGCCAUUGACAUCUUCUUGUCGUUCCCGCUGUCCGGAUACGUUGUGAUCAAUAUAAUCAUGACCCACUGUUGGAACAAGAAUGGGGACCUAGAGAAUCCAGUUCUGAAAGAAAUCCUACUGAGGAUAUGCUUUGUGUUAGUCGGCACCCUCAAUGGAGUAGCCUUUCCGGAUUUGGGUCCCCUGCUAGCACUAACUGGAGCCUUCACCAUAUCGCUGCUAAAUCUCGUCUUUCCGGCACUUCUCGAGAUCUGUUUGUACUACCCGGAGGGAUUCAACUAUGGAAUUCUUAAGUGGAAGCUCAUCAAAGACAUUAUAAUGGUUAUUUUCGGAGUCAUCAUUCUGAUACAAGGCACUAUCGUUUCCAUCAUAGACAUUGUAGAGUACUAUGGUGCUUAAAAAAGAAACCAACCCUUUGGAAGGACUAUAAUGACAACCGUGAAACACACUCAAAAACCCCUCGAAAGGGCUUUUUCCGUUUCUGAAAAUAAAAAACGUAUAAAUAAAGUUUUAAAA